Messenger RNA from Epithele typhae, 813 nucleotides. RefSeq lists its product as uncharacterized. Bases 1 to 813 code for a protein of 270 amino acids. The transcript has 2 exons. The record is from RefSeq and is a predicted model, not a curated record. NCBI's taxonomy places the organism in Eukaryota, Fungi, Basidiomycota, Agaricomycetes, Polyporales, Epitheliaceae.
AUGGCUUUCAUCGCCGCUGCUAUCAAAACCGCCCGGCGCGUGUUCUACAAGCUGCGACCCGUACGUGCUUCCAAACUGUCCCGCACCGAGGCUGCUCCACUCGCUGGUCGAGCGACAGCCCCGGACCGACUCACUGCCCUUCUUACUACCGCAGCGACCAAGGACAACCUCGACCUCCUCGAGCGCCUCGACACCGCCAAACAGGAGAACAUCAGGCUGGCUGUUCAGCUCUGCGUCACUGAAGGCCGUCUCCGCCAGUGGGAAGACGAGCACACGUGGACGAGAACGAUCCCGGAGGAGGUUAUCGCUGCCAAGGACCGCGAGUUCGUGGGCCUAGGCGCGUCGGCCACGGAGCGGGCCUCUGCACCGACGCAGGGAUUAGUGAAGCCGCAUCUCGUUUUCUCGACGUCAUGCACCGAGGUUGGCUACCUGAGCCUCGGCUGCGUCGACGGCGCCGUGCCCGCGAUCAUCUUCACCCUCCCCACCCUCCCCACUCUUCCAGCCCUCGACGACGCCCUCGAGUCCAUCGACCCCGCCCUGCUCUCCGUCCCCCGUCGCCCCCGUCGCCGCCUUUCCUCCACCUCUACCCCCACCACUCCUUGUCGUCGUCGUCGUCGCCUUCCCCGGCCCCACGCCCACCCCGGGCCCGUCGUCACCCCCGCGCAGUGCUCCUUGCCGUCGACACCAAGAGAAGCCCUUCGCCCAUCCGUCCGCCUCGCCGCUCUCAAGCGCCGCUCUCUACCGCCUCCGCCGGCGUUCAAGCCUCUCAAGUCUGGCUCGCCGCGGGACCCAAUGUUCCGGUGGAGCCGGUGA